ACCUAUUGUGUCACGAGGACACCCUUUCGCCGAAGAUGUCUUAGGAGGGGAUUUGCCUAGCAACUUCAGCGAGUUGAGUUUGUCCUAUGAUGGAUCGGCGGACCCAGCUAGGCAUUUGAGAUCGUUUGACAACAUAGCCGUGCUGCACAGGUAUAGUGAUGUUGUGAGUUGCCGAGCCUUCUUGAAGACGUUAAAGGGGUCGGCGCAGGAUUGGUUCCACCAGCUGCCAGUGGGAUCUAUUGAUAGCUUUGAAAAGUUUAGCUCUCUGUUUCCGAAUCAGUUCGCGAGCGCCAGGAAGCACGAGAAGACGUAUCUUACACUAAUCAAUAUGCAGCAGAAGGAGGGGGAGACCUUGCGACAAUAUAUAGCACGGUAUACUAAAGAGUGCGUGGAGGUUCCCUCUGCCUCGGAAGAGAACAAAGCUGGAGGACUUACGCGGGGAUUGAGGCCUGGGAAGUACAUAGAUUCAUUGGCGAAGAGGCCGGCGAGGUCCUUUGAUGAGCUACUUGAGAGGUGUAGCAAAUAUGUGAACAUGGAGGAAUUAGAGGCAGACUUUACCCGAAAUGACAAGACGAAGGCCAAACAGGUAGAGGAGAGGCCUAGGCAGGAUGAUCGACGAGCUACCCCGAAGGAGUCUAGGGUCGAAGAGCGGUCCAAAGGUCCGAGGUACGAGCAUUACAAACCACUUAGUGCACCACAACAGGAGAUUUUGGAGACAAUGGAAAAACGAGGGGAGGACAAGUUGCUGGCGCAGCCAAAGCCUCUGCCCCCACCGCGGAAGUUUUCGGCAUCGAAGGACAGGUAUUGUCGGUACCACCGUGAAUAUGUCCACUCUACUAAUUUUUGUCGAGAGUUGAAGGAUGAAAUUGAGCGGCUCAUUAGGGUCGGUAACUUAAAGGAGUUCGUUAUCAAGGACAGAGAGCGCCAAGAUGAUCGUCGGGAAGGGCGCGAGUCAGGUGACAAGCGAAGAAGGACUGAUGAGCAACUUGACAGAACAGUGAAUAAGGGCAUAAUACACAUGAUCGUGGGAGGUCCUAAAGAUGGAGAUUCACAUAGGGAGAGGAAGAGGACCUACCGGGGAAAGGGUGUUGCUAAUGAGGUGGCCGUGGUGCAAGU
This is a messenger RNA of Striga hermonthica, 1116 nucleotides long. The record is from the annotation of a GenBank genome assembly. NCBI's taxonomy places the organism in Eukaryota, Viridiplantae, Streptophyta, Magnoliopsida, Lamiales, Orobanchaceae.